UGAAGAAAUUUGUAAUUUAAUGCUAUUAAUAAAAUAAAAAUGUAAGUUUUUAGUACUUGAAUAGAUUUUUAUCGACAUUAUUCGAGAAUAAACCGCAGACAUUCUUAAUUGUUCUCCGUUUAAGAUGAAUAAUGAACAUUCUCUCAUCAGUACCACUCAAGUUUCGUCUUGUGUUAAUUAUCAGCAAUUCCGAAACGAAAAUUCAGUUAAAAAUGAUUGCAACUUAAAAAAUGACGCGGAAACAAAGAAACAGUUGGCUAAACCUCCAUAUUCUUACAUAGCUCUAAUUACCAUGGCUAUACUGCAGUCUCCAGAAAGGAAAUUAACACUGAGUGGCAUUUGUAAUUUUAUAAUGAAUAGAUUUCCAUAUUAUCGUCAAAAAUAUCCUCUUUGGCAAAAUAGCAUACGUCAUAACUUGUCGUUAAAUGAUUGUUUUGUUAAACUUCCACGUGAGCCUGGAAAUCCGGGAAAAGGAAAUUAUUGGACAUUAGAUCCAGCUAGUGAAGAUAUGUUCGAUAAUGGAAGCUUUUUGCGGAGGAGGAAGAGGUACAAGAGGCAGUUAUUCAAUCCUUAUUCGUAUAUACCUUGUUGCUCGUCAGUUUGCUCUUGUUUGGGUUCUUGCUCGUCGGUUAAUUACUUCCUACCUCCUUUGCCCAAACCUGCAAUCGAAACGAUCGAGUCCAAAAAGAUCAAAUUUUCUAUUCAAAGUAUUAUAGGAGAAGAAAGAUAAUUAACAUUAAUAUGGUAAUGCAAAUAACACUUUAUAUAGAAAAAUCACGGUAGAAAAUUAAAAAAUGAGGACUUGGAGGCAGAAUUCGAGUGUUUUGAAAAUAUAAAAGAAACAAAUAUGACUGAUUGGAGAAAUAUAAAUCCAGUUUCGAUUUGUAGUUUCUUUUUCUUAGAAAAAUAAAACUAAAGCAA
Messenger RNA from Centruroides sculpturatus (bark scorpion), 921 nucleotides. Its product is annotated as forkhead box protein D3. Gene Ontology annotation, molecular function: DNA-binding transcription factor activity, RNA polymerase II-specific; RNA polymerase II cis-regulatory region sequence-specific DNA binding. The transcript has 2 exons. Gene Ontology annotation, biological process: cell differentiation; anatomical structure morphogenesis; regulation of transcription by RNA polymerase II. The coding region runs from base 125 to 730 and encodes 201 amino acids. The record is from RefSeq and is a predicted model, not a curated record. NCBI's taxonomy places the organism in Eukaryota, Metazoa, Arthropoda, Arachnida, Scorpiones, Buthidae.